This is a messenger RNA of Globicephala melas (long-finned pilot whale), 500 nucleotides long. The record is from RefSeq and is a predicted model, not a curated record. Lineage: Eukaryota; Metazoa; Chordata; Mammalia; Artiodactyla; Delphinidae.
GGCGGUGCGGACGGCCGGGCCAUGGCCGAGAAGUUCGACCACCUGGAGGAGCACCUGGAGAAGUUCGUGGAGAACAUCCGGCAGCUCGGCAUCAUCGUCAGCGACUUCCAGCCCAGCAGCCAGGCCGGGCUCAACCAGAAGCUGAAUUUUAUUGUUACUGGCUUACAGGAUAUCGAUAAGUGCAGACAGCAACUUCAUGAUAUUACUGUCCCUUUAGAAGUUUUUGAAUACAUAGAUCAAGGUCGAAAUCCCCAACUCUAUAACAAAGAGUGCCUGGAGAGGGCUCUGGCUAAAAAUGAACAAGUUAAAGGCAAGAUUGACACGAUGAAGAAAUUUAAAAGCCUGUUGAUUCAAGAACUUUCUAAAGUAUUUCCUGAGGACAUGGCUAAGUACCGGAGCAUCCGGGGGGAAGACCAUCCUCCUUCCUAACUCCCUCCUCCGUCUGUCUGAAGAUCCUCCUAGCCCUGCACGAGUGGCCGUGACCUUCAGGCAGCCUUGAC